This is a messenger RNA of Podarcis lilfordi (Lilford's wall lizard), 34931 nucleotides long. NCBI's taxonomy places the organism in Eukaryota, Metazoa, Chordata, Lepidosauria, Squamata, Lacertidae. The record is from the annotation of a GenBank genome assembly.
GCGAGAUUUCCUCUCUCCACACCCCCCCACCCACCUUGUACGCGCGCGACGCGGUUUUGUUUUUGUUUUUCCGGUUCUCGUCCGCCGCCCGCGCCGGUUUUCCUGGCCCCCGGAGAGGCCCUGAGGCGGCGGCAGGAGCGGCGGGAAGCGGGAGGCCUCCGGAGCAGCGCGGUGAGGGAGGAGGAGCAGGGAGGGGACGAGGCCCGCCUGCCGCCUCCCUCAGGGCUGGGCAAGGCCCGGGGCUGAGGGGGCGGAAGAGGAGGCCUGGCUUCCCGGGCCCGUCGCGGGUCGGGGCCCCCAAGCGCCUUUGCAGGGGGAGGGAGGGGGUGGCUCGGCCUGCUCCGCAGAAUGGUCGGAGGGGGGUGGGUGGGAGGGGGCACCCCCAGAGGUCAUCUAGCCCAACCCCGUGCCGCGCAAUGUUGUGGUUUUGCUUUUGGGUUGGGGUUUUUUUUAAAAAAAGGUUGUGAACCACCCUGAGAUUGUCGGGCGGAGGGGGGCGUACAAAUUUUACUAGUAGUAGCAGUAAUAAUAAUUAUAAUGGGGUCGUACCUGGAAGAGGAAGGGUCCCUUUCUUGUGGCUCUCGGUGGCUUUCUUGUUUUGUUUAUUCCGCCGUUUUUGUUAUACAGUGGUACCUCGGGUUACAUACACUUCAGGUUACAGACUCCGCUAACCCAGAAAUAGCGCUUCAGGUUAAGAACUUUGCUUCAGGAUGAGAACAGAAAUCGUGCGGUAGCAGCAGGAGGCCCCAUUAGCUAAAGUGGUGCUUCAAGUUAAGAACAGUUUCAGGUUAAGAACGGACCUCCGGAACGAAUUAAGUACUUAACCCGAGGUACCACUGUAGUAGCAGUAAUAAUAAUAAUAGUAAUGGGGUCGUACCUGGAAGAGGAAGGGUCCCUUUCUUGUAGCUCUCGGUGGCUUCCUUGUUUUGUUUAUUCCACCGUUGUUGUUGUUAUAUCAGGGUUAGAAACUGAUAUAGGAGAGCUAGGAGCUAAAUGGCACCUAAUCCGAGGUUAUGGGUGCAACAGCGGCAUGUCUAGGCACUCUUUUUUUGAUAACAAGAAUUCAAAGCUGAAAAUGAAUGAACCCUGCUGUUGUUGUUGUUUAGUUGUUUAGUCGUGUCCGCCUCUUCGUGAUCCCCUGGACCAGAGCACGCCGGGCACUCCUGUCUUCCACUGCCUCCCGCAGUUUGGUCAAACUCAUGCUGGUAGCUUUGAGAACACUGUCCCACCAUCUCGUCCUCUAUUGUCCCCUUCUCCUUGUGCCCUCCAUCUUUCCCAACAUCAGGGUCUUUUCCAGGGAGUCUUCUCUUCUCAUGAGGUGGCCAAAGUCUUGGAGCCUCAGCUUCAGGAUCUGUCCUUCCAGUGAGCACUCAGGGCUGAUUUCCUUCAGAAUGGAGAGGUUUGAUCUUCUUGCAGUCCAUGGGACUCUCAAGAGUCUCCUCCAGCACCAGAAUUCAAAAGCAUCCAUUCUUCGGCAAUCAGCCUUCUUUAUGGUCCAGCUCUCACUUCCAUACAUCACUACCGGGAAAACCAUAGUAGUAGUAUGUAGUAGUAGCAGUAAUAAUAAUAAUAAUGGGUUCGUUCCUGGAAGGGGAAGGGUCCCUUUCUUGUGGCUCUCGGUGGCUUUGUUGUUUUGUUUUGUUGCCUUUAUUCCGCUGUUGUUGUUGUUAUAUCAGUGUUAGAAACUGAGAUAGGAAAGCUAGGAGCUGAAUGGCACCUAAAUGGGUGUAACAACAGAAUGUCUAGGCGCACUUUUUUUUAUAACAAGAAUUCAAAGCAGAAAAUGGAUGAACUGCAGCUAAAAUAUUUUCAUUUUCCACAUGGUGUAGUCCUUCACCCGCACCCAAUAUCCUUAAGAAGAGGGUCUCUUCUCCAGUCUUGUAGCUGGAAGUGGGCAGGCGGAAAAAAAAGUUCUUUCCUUCCACUCUGCAGUUUUAAUCGGAAAUCUUUAGGUUCAGUACUGUACCCAGAGCUCAGAAACUGCAUUAAUGAAAUUAUCUGUUGCAAAAUGCGCCUGGAACAAUGGGAGUUUCCAACACUGAACUGUAUGUCAUAGAAUUAUAGAGUCGGAAGGGACCACAGGGAUCAUCAAGUCCAAACCCAAUGCAAUGGAGGAAUCAUUAGCCCAACACAGGGCUCAAACCCACCACCAUGAGAUGAACAGUCACUGAUUGAGCAGUGUCAGUGUCAUAUAUUUAUUUAUGCCUUUUCCCCUGAGAAGGACUCAAGAAGGUGUGCAGGUUAAAAAAAAAGGAGAAAAACAGAACAGCCAAAGCAUAAGGGGGGAAUCAUUAAAAGAAUUAAGCAUUGAUUUCGAUUUAUAUCCCAUAUUUUCGUGCUUAAGGGGCUCAAAGUGGUGCAUGGUGUGGUGUCUAGAACAUGGGUAGGCAGACUAAGGCCCAGGAGCUGGAUCCGGCCCAGUUGCCUUCUCAAUCCAGCCCACGGACGGUCCGGGAAUCAGCGUGUUUUGACAUGAGUAGAAUGUGUCCUUUUAUUUAACAUGUAUCUCUGGGUUAUUUGUGGGGCACAGGAAUUCAUUCAUCCCCCCCCCCCCCAAAAAAUAUAGUCUGGCCCCCCACAAGGUCUGAGGGACAGAGGACCAGCCCCCUGCUGACCCCUGGUCUAGAAUUAGGACCUGGGAGUGACCCCAGUUCAAGUCCUGCUGCCGCCACCCACGUAUCACUAGGUGUGUGUCUCCCAGCCCAGCCUACCCUACAUAGUUGUGGGGAUUAAAUGAGGACCAGGACUUAGGAGAGACCAGGAUUUAAAUCCACCCCGCUCAGCCACAGGGACGUUCAGUGGGUGUGACCUGGGGAGGGCAGUUGCUACCUCUCCAGCUCAGAGUGGUUGUUGUGAAGAUUGAAGAUUAAAUGAGAGGGAGGGAGAAAAUUGUGCACUGCCUUGAGCUCCUUGGAGAAUAAAAGGUGAGAUAGUAAAGAGAAAGGGACUCCGGACCAUUAGGUCCAGUCGCGGACGACUCUGGGGUUGCGGCGCUCAUCUCGCUUUAUUGGCCGAGGGAGUCAGCGUACAGCUUCCGGGUCAUGUGGCCAGCAUGACUAAGCCGCUUCUGGCGAACCAGAGUAGCGCACGGAAACGCCAUUUACCUUCCCGCUGGUGCGGUACCUAUUUAUCUACUUGCACUUUGACGUGCUUUUGAACUGCUAGGUUGGCAGGAGCAGGGACCGAGCAACGGGAGCUCACCCCGUUGCGGGGAUUCGAACCACCAACCUUCUGAUCGGCAAGUCCUAGGCUCUGUGGUUUAACCCACAGCGCCACCCAGGUCCCAAAUGUGGGAUAUCAACAUAAUAAAUAAAUACAAUAUACGGUUCUCAGGCAACCCCCCCCCACCAUUCCCCAAAGCACACAUUCACCAUAAAGACACCCCAGUUUUGAAGAAGCUGAAGAAUACUGGCUAGCUGUCUGACCCUGUACAUGCUUAUUCUUAAGCAGUGUUCAAAAUAAGCCAGGUGCAUUUUGCACCUGGUUAUCGGCCACUUGUGACCAGGUGAAGAUGUCUGGGCUUCUGGAUGGUGCCUGACAUCUCCACCAUCUGGUGGUACAUGCUUGGGGAUCAUUGGAUCUUUACUCUUUUAACCCACUUAAUACCACAUCCUGUAGAAUUCUAUCAGUUAUCUGUGCAGUCAGAAUGAAUUAUGCAGCCUGAGUAGGAGCAGCGAGCAACAUUAGAGUUAAUUGUUGUAGCUUGUCUUCACUUACCCCACCCCCAUGUCCUGCUCACCGUUGUGAAGAAUAUCCCUAUGUUAUGAAUGGUCCGUGUCACCAUUAAGAAAAAGAGGUAGGAAUAAGCCAGUGUAUAUGUGGACUGUCCCAGACUUUUCUUCUUUAAGUUCUCAGAGUUCUUAAGCUAGCUCAAGGUUGUCAUCUCAACUUGUUGUUGUUUAGUCGUGUCCGACUCUUCGUGACCCCCUGGACCAGAGCACGCCAGGCACUCCUGUCUUCCACUGCCUCCCACAGUUUGUUCAAACUCAUGCUGGUAGCUUUGAGAACACUGUCCCACCAGCUUGUCCUCUGUCAUCCCCUUCUCCUUGUGCCUUCUAUCUUUCCCAAAGUCAGGGUCUUUUCCAGGGAGUCUUCUUAUGAGGUGGCCAAAGUAUUAGAGCCUCAGCUUCAGGAUCUGUCCUUCCAGUGAGCACUCAGGGCUGAUUUCCUUCAGAAUGGAUAGGUUUGAUCUUCUUGCAGUCCAUGGGACUCUCAAGAGUCUCCUCCAGCACCAGAAUUCAAAAGCAUCCAUUCUUCGGCGAUCAGCCUUCUUGAUGGUCCAGCUCUCACUUCCAUACAUCACUACGGGAAAAAUCAUAGCUAAAACCAUAACUAUACGGACCCUUGUUGGCAAGGUGAUGUCAUCUCAACUAGCCAGAUAUUUAACCAAUAAUCGAUCACUGUCUGUCCUUUGAAAAAUAAGACUUUAGAGCCGUCGUGCCCAAAUAUGGGAACUCGGCAUUCCAUUUUGGUGACUGACCUUGGUUUAAGGAGCCAUAUGGCACCUAGCUUAUAUCUGAGUUUCUGACACAGCUGCAGAUGUAAAGGAGAAUUCGAGUUAUGUGGCAUCUGCAUAAUGCUGAUUUUUGUCUUUCCAUUCUCAUCAUGCAAAUGCUCUUUGAGGCAUAUGAUGUGGUCUUGUCCAGAGAUACAUUAUUUUUGGUCCGAAGUUGUUCCUCGCAUCGUUGAUGAAUCCUUAUUAUUUGCAGAUGUUCGUGUUCUGCUAAACUUUAUUCCUGUAGCGUGGGGAUUAACUGGUGGGCAACAAAAAUGGAUUUUGUAAGCCCCUUAUGGUGGCUAAGAGGCUUAUGCUUUUUCUUCAGGGUAGAAAAGUGUUGCCGCAAUGUCUGACAGCGAGGACAGCAACUUCUCUGAAGAUGAGAGCGAGCGCAGCAGUGAGGCGGAAGAGGUGGAGGAGAACGAGGUGAGGUGGAGUAGAACAUGCAGGCCAGCAGGUGUUUUGCACCUGCUUCAAGGACGUGUGUCUUUGGCCUGAGUUGUGGAGAGGAGAGGCAGGCCAUUUAUUUAUUUGGCAGAUUUGCAGCCUUCCUAUCCACCAUUUACGUCACCAAGGCAUCUUGCAGACAUGUAAAGCUGUUCACAGUCUCAGCAGGUAAGGAGAUCCGUGUGGAUCUUCCACCCUGGAACAGAGGAAGAAGCUCUUAUACCCUUCACCUGACAUGUCUUUUCAGGUUUUGGCUUCUCUUGAACUUGGGGCUGGGGCAGAGCACAUUUUCUGUAAGCAAUUUCAUCUUCAUAAUAAUAAUAAUAAAUUUUAUUUAUACCCCACCUUCCCCGGCCAGAGCCGGGCUCAGGGCGGCUAACACCAAUACAAUCACAAUAAAAACAUAAUAGGGGGGAAAGCGGGGGAGGGGGAAAAAACCCCAAUUGAAAAUACAGGUUAAAAUGCAAUUUAAAAUGCAGCCUCAUUUUAAAGUAGCUGAUAAAUCAAGAUCAUAAGGGGAGGGAAACUAGGGUCAGACCGAGUCCAAACCAAAGGCCAGGCGGAAAAGCUCUGUCUUGCAGGCCCUGCAGAAAGAUGUCAAGUCCCACAGGGCCCUAGUCUCUUGUGACAGAGCGUUCCACCAAGUCGGGGCCACUACUGAAAAGGCCCUGGCCCUAGUUGAGAUGAAUCUAACCUCCUUGAGGCUCAGGACCUCCAAAGUGUUGUUAUUUGUGGAUCUUGAGGUCCUCCACGGGGCAUAGCAGGAAAGGCGGUCCUGUAGGUGCGUGGGUCCUAGGCCGCAGAGUCAGCAGGGCAAACUGGGUUGUAUCCGGCACUAGCCUUGCUCAGACCCACUGAAAUGACUAAGUUAAGUCUGUUAAUUUCAAUUGAGUAAAUCAUAGGAUUGUAAAUUUGGAAGGGACCCUAAGGGUCAUCUUGUCCAACCCCCUGGAACGCAGCAAUAUCUAUUCUAGCCUUUCUUUUCAUUCCACAUACCUCUUAGAGAAAAGCUUCUGUCUUUACCGUGAGGAGGCAGGUGUAAGGAACAACAAGAGGGCCAGUGUGGUGUAGCGGCAGACUAGGGAAACUAGGGUCCACAUCCCCACUUGACCACGAAGCUUUCUGUGUGACCUUGGAUCAGUCACUCAGAGGGUUGCUAUGAGGAUAGAGUAGGGAGGAGAAUGAAGUAAGCCGCCUUGAGGUUCUUAAAAAUGUAAUUAAUCGUCGUCCUCAUUCAGAGACUCCCCCAACCAGCUGUGUGCACCCAAGGGAGCUUUGGGCUUCUUUAACGAGAGAAACCAUCCCUAUGUACCAAUCAAAGCAUGCUUUAAACUGAGCCUAGUUCACCAGCGCAUUGGAGGGUGCACAAUCCCACAAGGAGCACAGGGGCGCUUGUGUUUGCCUAGCCUCUGGCUCUCAAGCCAUAUCCAAGGACUGAGCUUGGGCAGAAGUUCUCUAGAGACCCGGAUAUCUCCUCCUAAGUCUAAAAGCAGGUUGGGGCUAGGAAUCGGGGCCUGUGGUUUCCAUUUCCAUGUAACCAAGCUGUUUGGUGCUGUUUCCCCCACCCCUAAGUAAAGCUGCUUUCUGUGGGCUUCAGCGUGAACCACCUGCGAGUCACAGGUUAAAGGUUCUCGUUCAAUAACAUGCAGGCUGAAGAGGAGCGUGUCAGUGUCGUAGGCAGCGAGAAGGAAGAAGUGGAGGAAGAGGAAGAAGAGGAGGAGGAAGAGUAUGACGAAGAGGAGGAAGAGGACGAUGAUGACCGGCCUGCGAAGAAACCCAGACAUGGCGGAUUUAUUUUAGAUGAAGCUGGUAAAAAAACAAAAACGGACUCUUCUCCUCUGUCCCCUGCCCCAACCAUAAGAGACAUGUAAUCUUUGACUCCUGGCUUAUCGUGUGGACCUCGUCCCUUCCCUUUCUCUUCCUUCCAGAUGUGGAUGAUGAGUAUGAAGACGAAGACCAGUGGGAAGAUGGUGCAGAAGAUAUCCUGGAGAAAGGUAAGGAGACCCCUUUUCGUGAAGAUAAUCUUGGAUCUGGAGUAACUGGAUGCCCGAGUGGUAACCAAGUCGGAGCAUGCAAGCUUUGACGUCCCACAGAACCUUUCAGCAGAAUUCCUGCUGCGGAGGAAGCAGGAAAUUCCUCACUGGUGCUGAGUUCUCGAAUGCUUGUGUGUAACCCCAAAGCAACCUAGAGAAGCCUGAGAAAACAUAAUCUGCUUUAUUGAGCGUAAUUAAUUUUCUGGAAUGUUUUCCCCUUUCCUGGUUAUAAGUCAAAUCCCUAAAACUGGAAAUGCAACUGAAUUUCUUUUCUUUUAAAAAAAAAAGGAUUUCCUUUUCUGUUUUAUUUCCUGCCAGAGCUGGAAACUCUUUUUCGUUUAAAAUUCCCAUGUUCAUUUAUUCUAAUACGAGUUUCUCGCCAUUUCUGGAAAGCACUUAAACCGAUCAGACUUUUCUCCAAGAGUUGCGGAUGACCGCGGGUUGUCACAUUUGCGAAAGUGCUGUCGGUUGUGGAGGUGCGAAACGAGAGCGGCCAGCGGAGGGAGAGCUGCUUCUUAGGAUCGGCGGCAGCCCCUGCCUCCCGGCCGUUGUCCCUCCCCCCCCCCCCCGAGGCUGCCCCUGCCUGUGGGUAGUGCUCCCUCUGCCUCCCCGCCCCCCCCCCCCGGCCUGGUGGCUUCUCUCUUUUUGAGUUCUCGUGCAUUUCAUUCGCUUCUGCUUGGUUUGUGUGCCGCAUCUUAAUUUUGUUCCUUCCGCUUUUCUGUUCCCCAUUCACCCUCACCCUGUGGUUGGUUUUGAUGGUAUUAUUUGGCUCAUACUGUCCGCCCUCCCACCACCACCACCACCACCUCUUCUUGAGCAGAGGAAUUUGAAGGUAAGAACGGUUUUUGUUUUUAUCCUCUUCAUUCCAGCUCCUUUCCUCUUCACCAGCUGCCUUUGCUUCUCUGCUUCCUUUCAGCCAGGUGGGGUUCUGUGCGUGAGAGGGGGCGGGAGAGCAUGCUCAGCAAAUGCCUAGUUGAUGUGGCCACGCAGGGAACGGGCUUGUGCAGCCCCUGCCACUUGAUCCCUUGUAGCUAAGUUCUCUGGUAGCGCAGUGGUCUUCUGAGCAGGAAUGCUGUUCCAGUGAUCCCAACUACCGUAUUUUUCACUCUAUAAGACACACUUUUCCCCUCCUAAAAAGUAAGGGAAAAUGUGUCUGCGUCUUAUGGAGCAAAUGCAGGCUGCGCGGCUAUCCCAGAAGCUAGAACAGGGAGAGGGAGAGCUGCGCAGCGCUCCCUCUCGCUGUUCUGGCUUCGCCAUGCGAAGCCUCCGCAGGGCAGCAGGGAGCCUUCAUCCCGCUGCCCUGCGGAGGCUUUGCGGGCUACCCCAGAAGCCAGAACAGUAAGAGGCUAUCCCAGAAGCCAGAUCCCUCUUGCUGUUCUGGCUUCUGGGAUUCAGAAUAAUUUUUUUCUUGUUUUCCUCCUCCAAAAACUAGGUGCGUCUUAUCGGCUGGUGCGUCCUAUAGAGCAAAAAAUACGGUAAUUCAAGCACUGUCCCUUUCCUUCCGGGACCUGCCCAGGAGAACAGCCUGCAGGUGUCCGUAGAUUUCUGUUGCAAUUUAUUAGUCACUUGAGACAUAGAAUCAUAGAAUGGUGGAGAGUUGGAAGGGACCCUGAGGGUCAUCCAAUCCAACCCCCUGCGAUGCAGGAAUCUCAACUCAAGCCUCCCUGAAAGAUGGGCAUACAUCUGUCUAUAAAGUGUACAAAAUCUAAAAAUCAGGAAAAGAACAAUUAUUUAUUAUUGUCUAUUAAAUUUCUAUACCACUCAUAAUAAUAAUAAUAAUAUUUCUUUAUACCCUGCCCUCCCCAGCCAAGCCCGGGCUCAAGGUGGCUAACAACCAAUUAUACGAAAGUUGAUUGAAAUACAACUUAAAAACAAGGUUAAAUACAACAUUAAAACAUUAAAAUGCAGCCUCAUCACAGGAGGAGAAAGGAAAAAAGAAACAGGGGGAGGGAAUCAAAUUGACUCCAAGCCAAAGGCCAGGCGGAACAACUCUGUCUUACAGGCCCUGUGGAAAGAAAUCAGAUCCCGCAGGGCACUGGUCUCAUGAGACAGAGCGUUCCACCAGGCCGGAGCCAGUGUUGAAAAGACCCUGGCUCUGGUUGAGGCUAAUCUGACUUCCUUAGGGCCCGGGACCUCGAGGAUGUUGCUAUUUAUGGACCUUGAGGCUCUCCGUGGGGCACCCCGGGAGAGGCGGUCCCGUAGAUACGAGGAUGAUGAGGAUCUUCAUCUGAGGAGCACAGGGUGGUUUGCAAUAUAGAACACAAAAGUACAUACCAUAAUAGCAAAUAGAAACAAUAACAUGCUACUGCCACCGCCCCCCAAGUUUAAAGGUCCACUCAGAGGCCUGGGAGAAGAGUGGGCAUCUGCCAGGGCUUAUUUGGCUGUGAUUCAUGGGUUGACCCUUGGAGGCCCUUACAAUUCUACGAUUCUAUGAGCCAUUCUUCCAAGUGCCCAUCAGAAGCGUAUAGCACACAUUUCCCGUCUGUAUCCAAAAGAAUGUGUCUUCCUUUUCAGAAGACUGCUGCAUAGAACAGGAAGGGGAAAACUUUGACCCUGCAGUGGACUACAGUUGCCUUCAUCCCUGGCCCGCUGACCAUACUAGAGGACCACAGGUUCCUCAUUUUUGGCCUAGGACUCCUCACCCAGAAACAGGGUGGAACAGGCCAUGGCUGCCAGUAGCUGCCCAUGCAUAGCAGGGGCCGUCCUGCGAUAUCUCAGCCUUAACGGCAGGUCCUUGACUCCCUUAGCAGCGUUUGCAAGUCUCUCUCUCUUUUUCCUCCUUUCUCCUUUCCUCCUUUUAUUGGGUCUUUCUUGGCAAGCACAGUGGAGUUGUCAGAGAGCGUUGCAGGGUAUCUCAGCUUGCAAACAGACCAGGCCCUGAAGCUGUUUGCAGUUCUGAAAAGUCUGUAGCUCUCGCCCAUACACUUUGCCCAACAAAAAACCUCUUCUCUGCCUCUGCUGUUCAGCGUUGCAAACGUCUGUUUCUUCUUCUAGCGUCCAAUAUUGACAAUGUGGUUCUGGACGAGGAUCGCUCUGGAGCACGGAGGCUGCAAAACUUGUGGAGGUAAAUGGCACUGCAUGCAGAGCAAAGCACAGAGCAGGAGCAGCACAGGAUUCUGGCAGGACUUUGUGUGUUUAUUUUGAAAGCAGAAUUGCCUGGUUUGGCUCUGCUGAAAUAAGUGUACAGUUGUAUCUUAUAUGGGGGUUCAGUUACAAGGGUUCCACAUACACACAAAAAUCGUAUACAGUGGUAUCCUGGGUUACAGAUGCUUCAGGUUACAGACUCCGCUAACCCAGAAGUAGUACCUCUGGUUAAGCACUUUGCUUCAGGAUGAGAACAGAAAUCGUGCUCUGGCAGCGCGGCGGCAGCAGGAGGCCCCAUUAGCUAAAGUGGCGCUUCAGGUUAAGAACAGUUUCAGGUUAAGAACGGACCUCUGGAAUGAAUUAAGUACCUAACCCGAGGUACCACUGUAUAUUCAAACUCUCAGAACUGUCCUGCAGCUAAUGGAUGAUGGUUUAAAAGCUCUCUGCCUUGCUUGCCUUUAACAUGUGCAAUUUCAACCAGCCUGCCUUCAAUCAUGUAUGGUUAAAAACAUGCAAGUUAAAUUCACAUAAGAUGCGAUUGUAUUGUACAUUCGUACCUUGGUUGUCGAACAGCUUAGCUCUUAUACAUUUCAGCUCCCAAACGUCUCAAACCCGGAAGUUCCUGCUCCAGUUUGCAAACUAUUUUUGGAAGCUGAACGUCCGACAGGGCUUCCGCAGCUUCCAGUUGGCUGCAGGAGCUUCCUGCAAGUUUGGGGAUCUUUUGGAGCAGGAGCAAGGGAGUUUAUGUGUUGGAUUUGAGCUCCCCUUGACCCCAGGCAACACAGCUAUUGACCAGGGGUGAGGGGAGUUGGUAGGCUGGAGGGCCACAGAUUCCCCCUAAACCCUGUUUCCAGAUGUUCAGAGCUGGUCACUCAUUGAUUUCUUUUUCUGGUAAAGCCCUGCAAGAACCACCCUUCACCCUAUGGUCCCAGGGCACAUUACAAGAAUUAAAACGCAGUAUUAAAACCAUUUACAACCACACCAAUAAGGUGGCUCCUAAAAUAUACACCUCAGGGGUCUAGUGAUUUGGCUGUUGCAGGUGACUGGGGUGGCGGUUGAGCUUUGGGCUUCCUGCCUUUGCCCUUCUGCUGCACCAGAACAUGUGCAAAGUGCUUUGGCCUGGCUAAUACGUCCCCUCUCACUUCAUUCUUCUUGUUUCUCUCUCCCCCCCCCCAACAGGGACCAAAGAGAGGAGGAGCUGGGCGAGUAUUACAUGAAGAAGUAUGCCCAGUCUUCGGUGCGCGAGACGUGAGUAUGCCGCUUUUAUCCUGCCAGCGGUUCCCCGUUUCGAAACACUCCUGCUGGCCAGUUUCUUGGCCUUGUCCCUCCACCCUCGGACCUCUCAGACCUCCUCUCUCUCUGUUUCUCCAGGGUGUACGGCGGCUCUGAUGAGCUUUCUGACGACAUCACGCAGCAACAGCUACUUCCUGGUGUCAAGUAAGGACUUUCUGUUGUGAGCAUUCUGUUCCCGCAGAAGCAGAAGACUUCGGUCUUGUGAGACUUAGCGGGAUAGAGGCUGGGGGGGAAAUGACUCUGGACGUGAGAGCAGGACUGAGACGGCCCAGUUGAGAGGCUGCAGCCCUGAUGUUAAGUAGCGGGCGAUGCUUACUUUGGCCAUGGCGAGCUGACCUUGCUGUGUUUGUUCUCCCCUCCCCAUCCAGGGAUCCCAACCUCUGGACUGUGAAAUGCAAGGUAAGCCCCGCAGGCGCAGAGAGGUUGCUUUCGCAUUGCGUCUGCUACCUGACAUCCUUUUUCAUUCCAACCCUUCUCUCUCCCACUUCCAGAUUGGAGAGGAGCGGGCCACAGCCAUUGCGCUCAUGAGGAAGUUCAUUGCCUACCAGUUCACAGACACAGUAAGUGGGCUGGGAAGAGGGGAACAGAAGAAGACCUUGACGCUUCACUUUUUCUACAGCGCUGCUCUUGCCAUGGGGUUGUCCCUCUUGUUGCUCCUUGCUGCAAACGUUGGCUUGAUGUGCCAACUAGCCGCCAUAGAUGGCUGCCACCAGGCCUUACCCUUCCCAGAAUCCUCUGCCAGAUGCAAAGGGCCGGGGAAUGAGUUGGGGGUCUUGCCAAUAAUAAUAAUAAUAAUAAUAAUAAUAAUAAUAAUUUUAUUUAUACCCCACCGGGCUCAGGGCAGCUAACAAUCAAUAAUAAAAACAAGUUGAUUAAAAUACAACUUAAAAAACAAGAUUCAAAUACAACAUUAAAAUGCAGCCUCUUCACAGGAGGAGAAAGGAAAAAAGAAAGAGGGGGAGGGAAUCAAAUUGAUUCUAAGCCACAGGCCAGAUGGAACAACUCUGUCUUACAAGCCCUGCGGAAAGAAAUCAGAUCCCGCAGGGCCCUGGUCUCAUGAGACAGAGUGUUCCACCAGGUUGGGGCCAUCACUGAGAAGGCCCUGGCUCUGGUUGAGGCUAAUCUGACUUCCUUAGGGCCCAGGACCUCUAGGGUGUUGCUAUUUAUGGAUCUUAAGGUCCUCCGUGGGGCAUACCGGGAGAGGCGGUCCCAUAGCUACGAGGGUCCUAGGCCAUGAAGGGCUUUAAAGGUCAAAACCAGCACCUUAAAUCUGACCCUAUGUUCCACCGGGAGCCAACUUUACAGUGAAGUAUGAGAAAAUAAGGAUUUCUUCCCUGCCUCUCCUCAUGAACCUUUAACACAAUGGAUUGGAGGAGGCAGUGGGCAAGAUCCAAGGUUGGUGAGACUCGGAGCAUACCCAUUGAAAUUAGUGGACAGGCCCUUGAAUUUCACUGGGUCUGCUCUUGAGAAUUACUUAAUUGGCUACAUCUCACCUUGUGGAGGAUAAGGCGUUUGGAGGCAGCAACGCAUCUGAUUACCAGUUGCUGGGAAGCACAGGAGUGGUCUUGGGCUCGGAUCCUGCCCGUGGACUUCCCAUUGGAGCAUCUGGUUGGCCGCUGUGAAAACAGGAUGCUGGACUAGAUGGGCCCUUGGCCUCAUCCUGUAAGGCUCUUCUUACGUUUCCUCAUUUGCGCCAAGGAUCUGGAUGAAGAAAAAAGCUGCAGAAGUCCUUCCUCGUCGCUUGAAAUACUCCCUUAACUUCCUCCAAGCAGGGAAGGGAGGGAGGACCUGUGUAUUGCUGGCCAGCCUGAUUGCCCAGGGCCAAGUCCAAUUUGCCCCAGUGUGCCGGUGACUGUCUUUAUAGUUGCCUGGUACAGCAAAGUUCCGGCCUGGCGUGGCCUUUUCCUGCAAAGUGUGGCUGGCCUGGAGCAAUAUAAACAAGAGAUGCGAGAGAGCGACAUUGAGAGCUUGGAGACUCUGCACAAGCGAUGUCCCAGCCUCUCUUAUGCGUAACCCACCCCCAUUCUUCCUCCGCAGCCCUUGCAGAUCAAAUCGGUGGUCGCCCCUGAGCACGUGAAAGGGUACAUCUACGUGGAGGCCUACAAACAGACGCACGUCAAGCAGGCCAUCGAAGGGGUGGGCAACCUCCGGAUGGGCUACUGGAACCAGCAGAUGGUGCCCAUCAAGGAGAUGACGGACGUGCUUAAGGUGGUGAAGGAGGUGACCAACCUGAAGCCCAAGUCGUGGGUGCGCCUCAAGAGGGGCAUCUACAAGGACGACAUUGCUCAGGUGAGACGAGACCUUGGCUGAGGGUCCGGAUUGAGGAAUUAACAACAGGCAUGAUGGGUAUUUUCUUUGUGCAGUGGUACCUCGGGAGUCGGACAGAAUCCAUUCCGGAAGUCCGUUCGACUUUUGAAACAUUCAGAAACCAAGGCGCGGCUUCCGAUAGGCUGCAGGAAGCUUCUGCAGCCAAUCGGGAGCUGCGGAAGUCGUGUCAGACGUUCGGGUUCCCAUGAACGUUUGCAAACUGGAACACUCACUUCCAGGUUUGCGGCAUUCAAGAGCCAAAACGUUUAAUUUGCAAGGUGUUUGGGAUCCAGGGUGCGACUGUAUUUUAAGGUGCCGAAUGGAGUGAAGGCUUAUGGGUUAUGGUGUUUUGGGAGUGUGUAUGAACUCAGCAGGGCUUAGCUUAUUUUUCUAGUUGAUGUAUGUGUGAUGCUUUGCCAAGUUACACAGGCAAAAGAAUAGACCAGUCAUAACAUCACAGAAUGGUUGGGUUGGAAUAGGACCCUCAAGAGUCAUCUAGUCCACCUCCUGCAACGCAGAAUCACAGCCUGCCCUGAAAGCUUUUUUUUUUAUUUAAGCCCAUAAAGUUGUCUUUUGCUUUAUUAACUUUCUUUUAAAAAAAAUAUUUUUAUUAACCAAUUUCCACAUAACAAUUUAUCAAUCCUCUUAAUCAAUUACAUUAUUUCCCCCCUUCACCCCCCUCAACCCUCCCUCUCCCCCCCAACCAAGGACUUCCCUCAGCUCCCCUCCCUGAUUUCUUUACAUAUAUUGUUUUCUGCAUGUUAUAAAAUUGUACAUAUCCUUACUUUGUCCAUCAUGUGUUCAGCUAAUAAAUUUGUGAAUGUUUAUUCAAAACCUGCCAAAGUCCCAAUUCAUUUUGUUGUCUUUUUAGAUAGCUUGUAAAAAGUUCCCAUUCUUCCUUGAAGUCACAGUUGUCCUUUUCACACAGUUUAUAUGUCAACUUGGCCAGUUCCACAUAAGCUCAUCAAUUUUUCUUGUCGCUGUUCUUUUGUUGGGAUUUGCUGCUGUUGUAGCGUACAUAAAUAAGUUCUUUCCUUUUCUUGGCAGGUCUUGUCCUACAAUCCCUAACAAAACUUGAAAGCUUUUGACCUGCUUCCAAAAAAGCAGCAGCUGACAUUUCCACUUCUCAGAUGCCUUGUGUAGGAUCACAGAAUUGUAGAGUUGGAAGGGACCCAGGGAUAAUAUCUGGUCUAGACCCCUAUAAUGCAGGAAUCACAACUGAAGUAUCCCUGACAGAUGGCCAUCCCACCUCUCUUUAAAAACAUCCAAUGAAGAAGAGCCCACCAGCUUCUAAGGGAGUCUGUUCUACUAUUGAACAGCUCUUAACAUCAGGAAGUUCUUACUGAUGUUUAGUUGGAAUCUCCUCAUUGCUGUUCAUCUCAACUUGAAAGGUGGCAACAGCCUGAGAGGUCGUAGGCUGGCGUUUGCCAGCCAUUUUGCUCUCUAUGUUAGCAACUGUUCAGUCGCAGGCAUGUCCAAAGUCCGUUUCGGGGGUCUAAUCCGGCCCACCGGUCUGUUUAAUCCAGCCCCUGUGGCAGUUUAUUUCCCUAGGGUAAAAUCCUUUUAAAAAACUCAACAACUCCAUCCAAGCCCCCAAAAAGCUCAACAACUUCAAUCCGAUAAAAAGCUCAACAACUUUGGCUGGCCCCCACGGCCCUUCACUUCAUCAAAUCUGGCCCUCUUUGAAAAAACGUUUGGACACCAGUGCAUGCUACGUGGAGAAUCCUAUGGUCUGGAUUGCACAAGUUGGAGGCUAGAGACCCCUGCCUUUGAGCAAGGAGUUUGUGCUUGAUCUGUGUUGCUUGCAAUCUCAACACCGACCAAUGUCUCUUCCCUCCCUUUCCCCUUAGGUGGAUUACGUGGAGCCCAGCCAGAAUCAGAUUUCCCUGAAGAUGAUUCCCCGCAUCGAUUUUGACCGCAUCAAAGCCCGCAUGAGCCUGGUAUGUUGGCUCGGCUCGUUGCGGGAGCCUCCCUUCACCAGUGCACCUUUUGGGUGCUUCUGCUGGGCCUUUUGCUUUUUGCCUCUGGUUAUUCCAGGUUUGGUGGGCUGAGAAAGGGAAGAGGUGCUUCAUUUUAACCCUUUGGUGUGUCAAAACAGAAGCAGCCGCCCUUGGGAGCAGGGUCUGCAGAGACUGGAGUUCCGUUGGCUCCAGUGUAAUUCAGAGAUGCGUUUCCCUAAAACAAGAGCAAAAUGACCUUUUCUCCCCUGUAAACUGCCUUCUCCCUUGGCCAGUUGGAUGAGUUGGGAUGUUCUGGUCAUUAGUGGGCGUGGCCAGAAGUGGGUGUGGCCAGAAGUGGGUGUGGCCAGAAGUGGGUGUGGCCAGUUCUCUCCUUUAGGGUCAUCUCCUGUAUUUAUUUAUUUUUAUUUCUGCCUCUGCCUCCAUAAUUUUGGGAUCUUGCCCAGGGGCCAGAGGCAGGUGAGGUCCCUAGCUGGGGAUUAGCCACUUGCACCUUUAAAUUCUCUCUAAACCCACCACACUUCCUGGCUUGCUUCUCCCAUCGCAAACCCUGCCUCUGCCUCUCCCAUUUCAGAAAGACUGGUUUGCCAAACGGAAGAAGUUCAAGCGCCCGCCGCAGCGUCUCUUUGAUGCCGAAAAGAUCCGGUGAGAGUCCAGAGCGGCGGGGGUGUGUGUGUCCAUAUUUGGAGAGGAGGCGGGUGCUGAAGGGCCUGAGAGGGGGAACCCAGGGCAGAAAGACUGUUGGCUGAGUGAUGACAGCUGCAGAUUCUGUCUUCCUGGGGAACCAACGCAGGCCCAGUUUGUCCAUCUCCAGCUGCUCUCUUGCUGCUGGUCACGCUAACUGCUAAGCCUCUCCAUCCCUUCCUUUCCAGGUCUUUGGGCGGCGACGUGGCCUCCGAUGGGGAUUUCCUCAUCUUUGAGGGGAACCGCUACAGCAGGAAGGGUUUCCUCUUCAAGAGCUUUGCUAUGUCUGCCGUGGUAAGGACUGGGGGGGCCCUGAGCAAUAGAGUGGGUGGAAGAGGACUCCUGCGGUAUAGACCCUUGUUGUAUAAGAGUAAAUGGCAGGUGGCUGACAUCCUGCACUGGAGGCUGACUUGAACCUAGUGAGAAGGCAUUGGUCCAGUCAGACCAGGGCUGUGUUCUCUAACGGGCACCCGCCGGGGCCUGCUUUGCAUCUGCCGGUGCUGAUGUGUCCUGGGUAGUUCCUCCUGAUGGAAUCAAUGUCCCUGGGGCGUGAGAUCCGCAAAUCAGCCCUGGCAGAAGCAGGGAGUGGAGAGGCCUUUGAAAAAGUUCAGUAUUGGUGUAGAUGGUGCUGCCUCUGUCCUUCCCACCCUCUCAGCCUGCUCUGUGCCCUUUCGCUUUCUCUCCCCCUCCAAACCACCCGUGCUGUUUCCUGGGCAUCGUCAGAUCACAGAAGGAGUGAAGCCCACUCUGUCCGAGCUGGAGAAAUUUGAAGACCAACCGGAAGGCAUUGACUUGGAGGUGGUGACGGAAAGCACAGGUAAUAAUGAGAAUAACAAUAAAAUUUUAUUUAUAUCCCGCCCUCCCCAGCCGAAGCCGGGCUCAGAGCGGCUAACAACAAUAAAAGUAACACAACAUUCUAAAAUCAAUUCCUUUUAAAAUUAAUUCAAAAUCAAAUUCAUGGCAACCAUUGGGCUAGAGUUCUGUGAGGAUUACCAAAGGAGGGGGGUCAGACUGCCUUGGCCAAAGGCCUGGAGGAACAGCUCCGUCUUGCAGGCCCUGCGGAAAGAUGUCAAGUCCCUCAGGGCCCUAGUCUCUUGUGACAGAGCGUUCCACCAGAUCGGGGCCACAGCCGAAAAAGCCCUGGCUCUGGUUGAGGCCAGCCUAACCUCUCUGUGGCCCAGGACCUCCAAUAUGUUUUUGUUUGAAGACCGUAAGGUCCUCCGUGUGGCAUUCCAGGAGAGGCCGUCCCGUAGGUACGAGGGUCCUAGGCCGUAUAGGGCUUUAAAGGUUAAAACCAGCACCUUGAACCUGACCCUGUACUCCACCGGGAGCCAGUGCAACUGGUAUAGCACUGGGUGAAUGUGAUCCCGCGGCGAGGACCCUGUAAGGAGUCUCACUGUGGCAUUCUGCACCCGCUGGAGUUCCUGGGUCAGUCUCAAGGGCAGCCCCCUGUAGAGUGAGGCUGCUGGCCUUGGCCGCCUCUGGUUCCCGCCUCCUCCGUGACUCCCCAGGCGCUCGCUCCUAGCUCACGCUAGGACCCACAGCCUCCAAUUGUCCCGGGUCCAUUGCGCCUUCCAGGUAGGCCAAGGCCAUUGGAACUCGCCGCACGCUGUCCUGUCUCAGGAAGGGGGCUGUGGCAAGUUGCCCAGGUUGCGCCGCCUCACUUGCCUCCUUCCGUCUUUCAGGGAAGGAGCGGGAACACAACUUCCAGCCCGGCGACAACGUGGAGGUGUGUGAGGGGGAGUUGAUCAACCUGCAAGGCAAGAUCCUGAGCGUGGAUGGGAACAAGAUCACCAUCAUGCCAAAGCACGAAGACCUCAAGGUACAGUGGCUCCCUGUCUUCUCCCUUUCUCUCUCUGGCGUCAUGGCAUCCCGAGUGCGUUAUAAUGUCAGCCAGUAGUUCCCAAGUGGGCAGUGGGAUUACCUAGGGGGCCCCGGGGAGUGUAAAUGGCUUUGGAAAGCUUAGAUCACUGGAUCGAGUUCAUCUGUUUCAUUGAAUUAAUUCAACCUAAAUAGUCUUAAUUGGAUUUCAAAUGGAUGCGCAAUCAAUGGUCACUGUUCUGAAUUGUAUUGUGUUAUUAUUUUCCUUAUGUGGGUUGUGCCAACCUCUGUUCUGCAUAAUGCUUUCUGUAGGGCAGGAGGGACUGGGGAUUAAUUUAUGGAGCCAUGGGGAUAAUCAUCAUAAAUUUUAUUUAUACCUCACCCUCCCCAGCCAGAGCCGAGCUCAGGGUGACCAACACCAGUAAAAUUACAGUAAAAUCAUAAUAGGGGGGAAAAAAACAAUUUAAAAUGCAGUUUAAAAUGCAGCCUCAUUUUAAAAGUAGCCCAUAGAUGAAAACCAUAAGGGGAGGGAAAACAUAAGGGUCAGACUGAGUCCAAACCAAAGGCCUGGUGGAACAGCUCCGUCUUGCAGGCUCUGUGGAAAGAUGUCAAGUCCCACAGGGCCCUGGUCUCUUGUGACAGAGCGUUCCACCAAGUCGGGGCCAGCACUGAAAAGGCCUUGACCCUAGUUGCGACCAAUCUAACUACAUUGCGACCUGGGACCUCCAAAAUGUUGUCAUUUGUGGACCUUAAGGUCCUCCGCAGGGCAUACCAGGAGAGGUGGUCCCAUAGGUACGUGGGUCCAAUGGCCCCCAAAGUCAGGGAACAGCCAAUGUGGGCUGUUUGCCAAGUGAUAUCUAUAACCGCAAGCUGAAAUGUGACAUGGGAGCGAGCCCCCUUUGCUGUGGGGGUGGGGGAGUGCCUGCUUGCGGCAAGGAUGAGCACAGACACCUUGAGUCCUGCUGGAUCAGGCCUAAGACCCAUUUAGUCCAGCAUCCUAGAUGAGAUGCCUGCAUUAAUAAUAAUAAUAAUAAUAAUAAUAAUAAUGAAUUUUUAUUUAUACCGCCCCUUCCCGGUUCAAAAACCGGGCUCAGGGUGGCUAACAACAAAUUUAAAACACUUUAAAACACUUAAUUAUAAAAGCAGCAUAAAAUACAGUGUGAAAACAUGAAUAACAAUAAAAUUCAAAAAUCAAUUAGAUAAUCCCCAGUGCUAGCUGGCUGAAUUGGUCUUACCUGGGCCAGCGAGGAAGCCAGGGGAGAAUGAGCUGUGGGGUCUCAGAGCGGGUAAUCUUCAUAAAAGGGGAGGGGGAGGGAAGGAAGGGGAAUAAAAGAUAGGCUGAAUUCAAAUUAAAAGCCAGGCGGAAUAGCUCUGUUUUACAGGCCUGACGGAAGGAGGUUAAAUCCUGAAGGGCUCUAGUCUCAUGGGACGGAGCCAUCACUGAGAAGGCCCUGGCCCUGGUGGAGGAUAGUCUGACUUCCUUAGGGCCCCGGACCUCUAAACUACGGUUAUUCAUGGACCUUAAGGUCUUCUGCGGGGCAGACCAGGAGACACACACUGUUUUUUUUACUGGCUGGCUUUGUUUAUCGUGACGGAAUAUAAGAAGAGCCUGCUAGAUCUGCCCAGUGGCCCACCUAGUCCAGCAUCCUGGUCUCGCUGUGGUCAGCGAGAUGCCCAUUAUGGAAAAACCACAAGCAGGAUUCAAGCACAAGAGCCCUUGCCCUUCCUGCAAUUAUUUGUUCUCUCCCUCCUCCUCCCCCACUAGGACAUGCUAGAAUUCCCGGCCCAGGAGUUGCGCAAAUACUUCAAAAUGGGGGACCACGUGAAGGUGAUUGCCGGCCGCUUUGAGGGCGACACGGGACUGAUAGUCCGUGUGGAGGAGAACUUCGUCAUCCUUUUCUCCGACCUCACAAUGCACGAGGUGAGUGGGGGUGGCAGGCAGAGAAAAACAGCCUCUGUCUCGGCCUUGGUGGUGGUGGGGUGUCUUGAGAGGCUCGUUGGUUUUUGGCGAUGUGUAUCUUACCACUCACACAUCCCCAGCCUCCUGCCUUUGAACCAAGCUCGUAAUUAUCUCUCCUUUCUGCAUCUGUGCUUUGUUAUGCAAGUCAAAAUGUCAAAAGUGCCUUUUUGGGAUUACUCCCUUCCCUCCUGCAGCUCAAAGUCCUCCCCCGAGACCUCCAGCUCUGCUCGGAGACAGCCUCUGGCGUGGAUGUUGGCGGCCAGCACGAGUGGGGGGAGCUGGUGCAGCUGGACCCCCAGACAGUGGGGGUCAUUGUCCGCCUGGAGCGGGAGACCUUCCAGGUAGGUGGGUGCUGCCUUUGCGGGUUGGUUGGGUUAUGGGAGUUGCUGCCUUCCAUUCCUUACAUCAGAGAUUGCACCUCGCGUGGUUUUAUUUUACUUUGUUUUCUUUAAUGGAUCAAAUCCAGAACUGACGAAUGUUUUUAAAAAAUUUUAAAAUUAUAAAGCAAGAAUGUUCACUUGGGAUCUCUUAAUGGUUAAGGCACAAUAAGUCAUUUUCAGCUGGUGGCGCUGUGGUCUAAACCACUGAGCCCCUUCGGCUUGCCGAUCAGAAGGUCAGCAGUUUGAAUCCACAUGACGGGGUGAGCUCCCGUUGCUCUGUCCCAGCUUCUGCCAGUCUACCAGUUGGAAAGCAUACCAGUGCAAGUAGAUAAAUAGGUACCGCUGCGGCGGGAAGGUAAACGGCAUUUCUGUGCUCUCUGGUUUCUGUCACAGUGUCCCAAUGUGCCAGAAGCGGUUUAGUCCUGCUGGCCACAUGACCUGCAAAGCUGUCUGUGGACAAACGCCAGCUCCCUCGGCCUGAUAGUGAGAUGAGCGCCACACCCCAUAGUCGCCUUUGACUGGACUUAACCAUCCCAGGGGUCCUUUACCUUUUACCUUCAGCUGAUCUUGUGUAUGCACACGUGUGCAAGGACAUAGCAUAUGCCUCGCUCAUCACACAGCAUUCAUCAAAGAAUCCCAGGGAGCAGAGGGUGUGUUUUCCCACCUUCCACAUCUCCCAACCCUGCAACUCUGAUCCUUUUCUCUGCCCCCCCCCCAGGUCCUCAACAUGUAUGGCAAAGUGGUGACAGUCAGGCACCAGGCUGUGAACCGGAAGAAGGACAACCGCUUUGCCGUGGCGCUGGACUCUGAGCAGAACAACAUCCACGUCAAAGACAUCGUGAAAGUCAUCGACGGGCCCCACUCGGUGAGCAGCAGGGCAGGCUGGGCCCCGCGGGUGCUGAGCUGCACAGCUGGCGUGCGCAGGGCAUCCUGCCCAUUGCAUCUGACAGCUCUGCCUGCCUGUUGUGCGGAGGCCGUGGCCACCAACACAACCCAGACUGCGCUCGCUGCCAUUGAACUAACGCGCCCCUUGCUGCCUCCCUCUCCUUCCAGGGUCGCGAGGGCGAGAUCCGCCACCUCUUCAGGAGCUUCGCUUUCCUGCAUUGCAAGAAGCUGGUGGAAAACGGGGGCAUGUUUGUGUGCAAGACGCGCCAUUUGGUUCUGGCCGGGGGCUCAAAGGUAAGAAGGGAAAGUAGUUCACCUUUCAGGAGGGGCAUGUUAAUUUUGGUUGCAACCCCUCUGACCAACCAGCAGUUGCUGGCAAUAGAUUUGGGGCAGGGGGUAGGAUUCAAGUACAUUGUUGCUUGCAUGGAACUGUUGGGUGGGGGGUUCUAUUGUGUGAGCAGACCUUGUUCUCCUUGCACAAACCCACCUGGCGCUUUGUUUUUUAUUUCUUUGGAACCUUACUGUUGUUGUUGAUAAUAUGUACACCUCCAUGUGAACACAUCUCAGCUUCCUCAUUUUUAGUAAGGACAUCAGUGGUUCAACAUUGCUACUAGCUGCCCUCUGACUAAUACCGUAUGACGCAUCGCCCUAUAGGACGCAUCGCCCUAUAGGACACACCUAGUUUUUUUGGGGGGGGGAAUAAAGAAAAAAAUAUUAUUUUCCCCCCCCAGGCAUGGGGCUGGCGCGGGGGAAGCCUGAGCUUCCCCCGACCCCAGCCCCCAGAACAGCCUGCUAUCCACAAGCCUAGGGAGCCGCGCCGGUCUCCCCAGGCUUGCGGAGAGCUGCGCGGAGCCCGGGAGCGCAGGCAGCUCUGCGCAACCCUCCCGAGCGUGGCGCGGCUUCGCGCCGGGCUCCGGAGGGUUGCGCAGAGCUUCCUGAAGCCUGGAGAGCAAGAGGGGUCGGGGCGCCCCGCCCCCGCUCGCUCUCCAGGCUUCAGCGAAAGCCUCUAUUCGCCCCAUAGGACGCACACACAUUUUCCCUUCAUUUUUGGAGGGGAAAAAGUGCGUCCUAUAGGACGAAAAAUACGGUACAUGUGAUAACCUUGCGAUGUAAAGAAGUUGGUUGGAGGGGUAACCCUAAGGCCCAGUAAAGUUUGCACGAAGCAAAUUGUUUUCUCUCCUCGUCAUCCACAAUGGUCUGUCACGGCUGUCGGAUUGAGUAGUCCUUCAGGUUUCACAAGGUCCUAAGCAGAGCCUUUUUAGUCCAGCAACCUGCCUCCCAUAGUGGCCAAACAGAAAUUGUGAUUUUAGGUUUGAACUGUCCUGAGAUCUAAGGUUAUAGUGUGGUCUAAAAAUUUAACAAAUAAUAAAUAAUAAGAUCCUGCUGCGUCAGGCCAUUGGCCCAUCUUGUCCAGCAUCCUAUUAUUAUUGUUGUUGUUGUUGUUGUUGUUGUUGUUUUAUUUAUACCCCGCCCAUCUGGCUGAGUUUCUCCAGCCCCUCUGGGCGGCUUCCAACCGAAUAUUAAAAACAAUACAGCAUCAAACAUUAAAAACUUCCCUAAACAGGGCUGCCUUCAGAUGUCUUUUAAAAAUAGGAUAGCUGCUUAUUUCCUUGACAUCUGAUGGGAGGGUGUUCUACAGGGCAGGCGCCACUACCAAGAAGGCCCUCUGCCUGGUUCCAUGUAACCUCACUUCUCGCAGUGAGGGAACCGCCAGAAGGCCCUUGGCUCUUGACCUUGGUGUCCAGCAGAACGAUGGGGGUGGAGAUGCUCCUUCAGGGAUACUGGGCCUUUGAGGCCAUUUAGGGUUUUAGAGGUCAGCACCAACACUUUGAAUUCUGCCUGGAAAUGUACUGGGAGCCGCAUUCUGGAUUAGUUGUAAUUUCCGGGUCACCUUCAAAGGUAGCCCCACGUAGAGCGCAUUGCAGUGGUCCAAGCCGGAGAUAUCCAGAGCAUGCACCACUCUGGCCAGACAGUCCUGUUCUCACAGUGGCUAACCAGCUGCCUCAAUGGGGAGCUUGCAAGCAGGACCUGAACACAAAAGCAGCCCUCCCCCCUCCUGCAGCCGCCUGAAACUGGGAUUCAAAGUAGAGCAAUGGUGUCUAGUAGCCAUCACUGCCUCCUGUGGCAGCCAUUUCCACUAUGCUCUGUUUUAACAAGUGCUUUGUUUUUCCCCAUCCUGAAUCUUCAAACAUCAGCAUUGUUAGAUGUCCACGAAUUCUGGUGUUAGCAGGAGCAAAGGAUGGCUCUGGGACCCUCCCUCUCCCCCCCCCAACCAAAAGCAAGAGCACCCUCUCUGUUGGCAUACAACCAAGGAAACGGGGGCAAUUGGCAGGCCCCCAGCUGGCUCCAGCCCACUGGCCAGUGUGCCAGGCGAUCUCCAGUCCUUGUUGCAGCAUCUGCAACCCACAGCUUCGAAAGCUGGGGCACGCAACUCAGCAGAGAUAACGCGCAAACAGAAGUGGCAGGAGAGGUUGUGUAAGCAUAUCUACCAGCCGUUUAUUCAGCAUACAUCAGGACAAAAGGAAAACAUGUCCGAUCCCCUUUGUGUCCAAAGCAAGACAGCUAAAAGCGAAAGCUAUACACAAACGGAAGUUCCCAGUCUCAUGCCUGUCCCUUAAGGUGGAACGGAAUAUUCUAACACUCUCCCCCUCCUGCUCCUCACUGAGUCCUUUUCCGAAGCAUUGUGCCAGAUUGCGGGAUGUGCGGUGGGGGCUUACUGAUGUUUUCUGAAGUUUUCAUUUCUCUUAUUUCCCCCCAGCCCCGGGAUGUCACAAACUUCACCAUUGGCGGCUUCCAGCCCAUGAGUCCUCGCAUCAACAGUCCCAUGCAUCCCAGCGCCGGAGGUACGUAUGCUGGUGCGCCCUGGGAACUGAGUUGCACCUCUUUCCCCCUUCUGCCCCCCCCCCAGCAAGGAGGUGCACUGCUGCAAAUGAACGGCAGCAGGAGAUUGGAAGGAACAAGGGAGCCACUGAAUAAGCUGCGAGUCUGUUAUUCUAGGCACUAAAACAAAUACCAAAUUCCUCCAAAACUGUGGACGCUGACACGCACCUGCUUCUUCGCUGCCAGUGCGAAAGGUUGAUUGACAUCUGUAGCCCUUUAAAAAAUGUGUUGUGCAAGGGGAAAUUAUUGGGUUGUCUUCCCUUUUGUUAGGUAUUUUCUGUUUUUUUAUACAGUGGUACCUUGGUUUACGAACUUAAUCCGUUCCGGAAGUCCUUUCUUAAACCAAGGUGUGCUUUCCCAUAGCAGUGGGGGACUCAGUUUACACUCAACAGGAAGCGGAACAUGUUCUGCUUCCAAGGCAAAGUUCACAAACCAAAACACCUACUUCCGGGUUUGCAGUGUUCUUAACCCAAGUUAUUUGUAAACUGAGCUGUUCUUAAACCAAGGUACCACUGUACAGUAUUGUAAUUUUUACGUUGUGCCCUGAGGUCUGUGGGUGUAGGGUGGUAUGCAAAUUUAAUUGAUAUAUAUAUAUAUAUAUAUUAAUAAUAAUAAAUAAAUUGUCCAGUAGCACCUUAGAGACCAACUAAGUUUGUACUUGGUAUAAACUUUCGUCUGCAUGCACACUUCUUCAGAUAUCUGAAGCUUAUACACGAAAGCUUAUACCAAGAACAAACUUUGUUGUUGUUUAGUCGUUUAGUCGUGUCCGACUCUUCGUGACCCCAUGGACCAGAGCACGCCAGGCACUCCUGUCUUCCACUGCCUCCCGCAGUUUGGUCAGACUCAUGCUGGUAGCUUCGAGAACACUGUCCCACCAUCUCGUCCUCCGUCGUCCCCUUCUCCUUGUGCCCUCCAUCCUUCCCAACAUCAGGGCCUUUUCCAGGGAGUCUUCUCUUCUCAUGAGGUGGCCAAAGUAUUGGAGCCUCAACUUCACGAUCUGUCCUUCCAGUGAGCACUCAGGGCUGAUUUCCUUAAGGAUGGAGAUUUUUGAUCUCCUUUCAGUCCAUGGGACUCUCAAGAGUCUCCUCCAGCACCAGAAUUCAAAAGCAUCAAUUCUUCAGCGAUCAGCCUUCUUGAUGGUCCAGCUCUCACUUCCAUACAUCACUCCUGGCCUCUAAGGUGCUAUUGGACAAUUUUUUUAUUUUUUAUUUUUUUAUAUAUUUUGACCGCAUCAGACCAACACGGCUACCUACCUUAAUUGACGGUGCUGAUGAGAUUGGUGGGGGAGGUUGUGCACGACUACAGCAGGGGAGGAAGAUGCACAUUUUGCAUCUUCCCAGGCUUGCAACCACUGACGUAUCCGACAAGCUGGGGUCUCUUUGGGAGCGUUUGUGUUUCUGUGCUACACCUCCGUGUUCUUCCUCCCACUCUGCAGGGCAGCGUGGCGGCUUUGGAGGAGGCGGGAUGAGCCGAGGCCGCGGGCGCAGAGAUAAUGACCUCAUUGGGCAGACCGUGCGGAUUUCCCAAGGCCCCUACAAAGGUAAGCUGUCCCCUCGCUCGGUGGCAGGAACACGGUCCAAGUUCUUGCUCUUGUUUCAGGAGAGCAACUGAUAGAGGCUUAAAGGAUAGCAGGCUGUGGGCUGUUGGUGGUAUUACUAUAAGAUUUCUUGCCCACCUUUCACUAUCGGGAGCAGGUUAAAAAUACAAUAUUAAAGUGAUUAAAACAGCAGUGUUUCCAGGUUGUCUCCUGUUAGUUCUGCAGCACAUUAAUUAGGACAGGACUUGGAAAACUGGUUUGGAAAGAACUCCCAGUACUCCUGAAAAGCCAUUUUCAGAGGGGGGCCACUAGGGGGCGCAUUGGAAGAUGGCUGACAAUAACAUCUCUCCGACCCACACGAGGUAAUUUGGAGGCUAUGAUGGGAGUAAUUAGCCUUCCUACCCCCCGCCCAGGAUGGUGGUGGGGACUGCCCUUGCCUGCUGUGCCCUAUACCACCCCCGAAUUUGUGGGGAUGGGGGCACUAGGCACAAAGCCCUCCUGUGGGAUUCCGGCGCUCCUGGACGCCGUCCCUGAUCCGCGCCACUAGCUGCAAGAACUUCAAAAGAAACAAUUUGGAUGAAGCGAAUGCACAUAUUUCAAGGAAGGAGGGGGAGUAAAGACUGCUAACAGAAGAGAUCUCUGAUAAAACAAGACAAGAAUAAAACAUGAGAAGAUACGCCAUGACAUGGUAUGGCAAAUGACUGAUGGGGGAGAGGGAAAAAAACUUUCCUUUCUUUCCUUAUGUGAUUAAACAAGAAUCCCCUCCCCUCACGAGUCAGAAAUGUCGUUUUAAGGACUUAAGCUGUGGAUUUAAGGCUGUGUGGAGAUAAACUUUCGAACCAAAGCAUGUUUUAAGAAGAGCGUGGAAUGUAUAAGAGCUUUGGAAUGACGCAGUUAAAAAUGCCGUCGCCAUAUUGGGAAGUUCUGUCGGAGGUCUUGAGUCUGGGAGGAGAAAGAGAGAAAUAGAGCUGUUUAUAUAUUGUGGGUGAAACUCCUCAGAGGGACUUAAGAGCGACAGUUUUGCGAGAUUAAUGAUGGAAAGAGCGAUGUUAUCUAUGAAGGCGAUGAUAUAUGGAAACCAUCUUGAUUUGAGGAUUGGAAGAACGGAAAAAUUCAUACAGGAUUAUUAUUGGUGUUUAUCGGCUUAAGGAGACUAUCAGAAGAGAUCAUAAAGAAAAAAGAGAAAAUACAUGAACAAGAUGUGAUGUGGAAACAGCAAGAUAAGACUGGAUAGAAUUAUGAACUCUGUUUGGACUGAUUUGGACAUUAACGCAGUAGCAAGAAGAUGAUCAGAAUCCCCCUUCGGAUCUUGAAAUAUGGGUCCCCCCAACAAAAUUUAAAAUUCGGCUUUGUAAUUCGGAAUUUAUGUGAUGUGAUUUAAUUUGAUUUGAUUGGCCGGUUAAUAAAAUAUAUAUAUAUAUUUUUUUAAAAAAGAAAAGCCAUUUUCAGCUGAGUUGAGCGUCAUUACCUUCCCUGGAGGUGGUAGCUGCAUGAGGUUAAAGGCCCCCCCUCGGUAUUCAGCUAUUAGACAGAUUCAUAGAGCAUAGGUUCAGGUUGCGCUUGCAGGUUUACCAUAAUGGGCGUCUGGUUGGCCGCUGAGAACAGGAUGCUGGGGUAGAUGGGCCUUUGGUCUGAUCCAGCAGUGCUCUUCUUAUGUUCUUAACUCGCCCCUGCCAGGAUUAUCACCCCCUGAAGCCCUGGGAUUGUAAGUGAUCCGCAGUUAAAUGAAAAUGGGUUUGCAGUGGUAGACCUCCACAGAUGAGGGAUUCAGUUUCCCAGGCAUGUGGUGGAGGAAGCUGGCUUAGUUUGGCAGUGCCCCCUAUGUUGGCAUUCAGCCAAGGAAACGGGGGCAAUUGGCAGGCCCCCAGCUGGCUCCAGCCCACCGGCCGGUGUGCCAGGCGAACUCCAGUCCUUGGUGCAGCAUGAAUCUGCGACCCGAGCUUCAGAAGCCCGGGCAGGCUACUCAGCAGAGUAAACACUGCGCAAACAGAAGUGGCAGGAGAGGCUGUGUGAGCAUAUUUACCAGCAGUUUAUUCAGCGUACAUCAGGACAAAAGGAAACAUGUCUUGUCUCCUUCGUGUCAAAAGCAAGAGCUAUACGCAAACGGAAGUUCCCAGCAAGCUGUGCUGGAGUGUAAACAGGCCUGUGACACACAACGGUCAUGCCUGUUCCUUAAGGUGGAACGGAAUAUCCCAAUACCCUACGUGUCCCAGGUUAACAAGCUUGGUUCCGAUCUCUCACAGGCUACAUUGGCAUGGUCAAGGAUGCCACGGAAUCCACCGCCCGCGUGGAGCUACAUUCCACCUGCCAGACCAUCUCUGUGGACCGACAGCGUCUCACGACCUUGUAAGAGCCGGCAGGGCAGGGUGUUUGGGUUCAGGAUUGAAUAAGGGAUACAGAGGGGCAGCGUGGGAAGACACUUUAGACACCUAACUCCUGCAAGCCCUGGUGGGGCAGAGGGGGAGGGACCUAUGGGGUCUGCCAGAAGUUGCUGGGCUCAAAGGCCAGUGGUCAGGGAUGGGGGAAGUUGUAGUCCAGUGGCAGCUGCCUGCCCACAAGUUCCCUCCCCCUGUUGUACACGCACUGGUAAUAUACACUAGAUUGGGGUCCCCUACUACCUGGGAUUCCCAGAGGCACAGAAGAGCCAACACAUUGUGCUCCCUGCAUUCAGGGACUGUGGAUACGCUGAAAAAGAGAGCAGGGGUUUUAUGUUACCCCAAUGGAAAGAUGAUUCCACCAAACUGGUUGACUUCCUUGAACCUCUCACGGACCUUCCCAUCAGAGCUGCUAAUAAUAAUAAUAAUAAUAAUAAUAAUAAUAAUAAUAAUAUAUUAUUUAUACCCCAGCCACUCUGGGCAGCUUCCAACAAAAUAUUAAAAUACAGUAAUGCAUCAAACAUUAAAAGCUUCCCGAAACAGGGCUGCCUUCAGACUGGCCCAGCUUUUGUGCAAAUCAUCUUAAAGCACCAGGGAAUUUGGACUAGGUUUGGGAGCCUGCGACCUUCCAUGCAUUGCUUGACUACAACUCCCAGCAUCCCUGGCCGUUCAUUGGCUGCAGGGGUGGGGUGGUGUCUAGAUGACGGGCUCCCAUUGGCCCCAGCCCACAUGGAGAAUGAAUGGAUAGCUCCUCCUUAUGCCUGGGGAAUGCGGGGUCUGUUCUUUUCUAGAAAGUGAAGGGUGUGUGUGUCCAGAUUCUGUUAUUAUCUAACGAGCAUUUCCCUUUCCCCUCUGGCAGCGGUUCAAAGAAACCAGGUGGCAUGACCUCCACUUAUGCACGGACACCCAUGUACGGUUCUCAGACCCCCAUGUACGGGUCAGGGUCCCGCACACCAAUGUAUGGGUCACAGACUCCGUCACAUGAUGGUGAGUAGAGGAUGGGGGGGGCCCACUUGGGGGCAGAGGUGGGGAGGACAGUCAGGUCUUACCUGUUGGGUGUGGUUUCCUGUUAGUUAGCGAACCACAGCUCAAUAAAGUUACUGAGAGCCAGUGUGGUGUAGUGGUUAAGAGCGGUAGUCUCAUAAUCUGGUGAACCGGCUUGGAUUCCCCGCUCCUCCACAUGCAGCUGCUGGGUGACCUUGGGCCAGUCACACUUCUCUGAAGUCUCUCUGCCCCACUCACCUCACAAAGUGUUUGUUGUGGAGGAGGAAGGGAAAGGAGAUUGUGAGCCGCUUUGAGACUCCUUCGGGUAGUGAUAAAGCGGGAUAUCAAAUCCAAACUCUUCUUCUUGCUAAUUUUAAGGAGCGGAAUAAAUUAAGCAAGAGAAAGGAGAUUUCCAGGAUAGCACUGGUAUACAUGUAAAAGAUGCUGCCUUUUUCACCCUCUGGUCUUGGGUGUUAAUAUCAUGACAUGCGUCCAUCUUUCAGGAAACCGGACUCCUCACUACGGCUCUCAAACCCCCUUGCACGACGGCAGCCGGACCCCCGCGCAGAGUGGGGCUUGGGACCCCAACAACCCCAACACUCCCUCCAGGUUGGUGUUCCUCAUCGGAGGAGGAGGGCGGGUUUCAGGGCAAGGGGGUGGAUGGAGAGGCGAGAAUCCGUUUGGGCCCAGCUGACCGCUUUUGCGUCCUCCCCCCCCCUUCCUUUUCUGUAGGGCGGAUGAAGAGUUCGACUAUGGUUUUGACGACGAGCCCACCCCUUCUCCACAAGGCUACGGCGGAACCCCCAACCCACAGACUCCUGGCUAUCCCGACCCUUCUUCCCCGCAGGUUAACCCACCAUAUAACCCUCAGACGCCUGGGACCCCAGCUAUGUAAGUGCGCUGGAGUUGGAAGGGAGGGUUUGUUGCUUCUUCCAGGAUUUGUAUUUCCUCCUCCCUUCUCCCCCUGGACUUCAUAGAGCUCUCUUGAUCUCUGCGAAUGGAGAAAGCAAAACAAAAAGGAUUUUAUUUGCCUAAGAUAUGGGUGAAUUUCUUAGUGUUUUGCAGUCCUCUUCUGUGUAGUAAACUGAUGUUCUCCCAAACAAUUCAGGAUGAUGAUGAUGAUGAUGAUGAUGAUGAUGAUAAUAAUAAUAAUAAUAAUAAUAAUAAUAAUAAAAAUAAUAAUAUUUUAUUUAUACCCCACCGGGUAUAAGGGCAGCUAACAAAAGCUGCAUAAACAAAGGGCAGCUAACAAAAGCUGCAUAAAAUACAGUAUAAAAACAUGAAUAACAAUAUUCAAAAAUCAAUUUAGGGGAAAUAAGCAUUAGAUAAUCCCCAGGGCUAGCUGGCUGAAUUGGUCCUACUUGGGCCAGCGAGGAGGCCAGGGGAGAAUUAGCAGUGUGGUCUCAGAGCGGGUGAUCUUCAUAAAAGGGGAGGGAAGAAAAGGGAAAUAAAAGAUCAGGCUGAAUUCAAAUUAAAGGCCAGGUGGAAUAGCUCUGUCUUACAGGCCCGACGGAAGGAGGUUAAAUCCUGCAGGGCCCUGGUCUCAUGGGACAGAGCAUUCCACCAGGUCAGAUGGUGGAGGAUAAUCUCACUUCCUUAGGGCCUGGGACCUCUAAACGUUGGUUGUUCAUGGACCUUAAGGUCCUCUGUGGGGCAGACCAGGAGAGGCGGUCCCAUAGAUAACGAGGGCCCUAAGCCACGAAAGGGCUUUAAAGGUCAAGACCAGGAUGCCAUUUAUCUGAGUGUAAUACCCCAGGGCAGUGAAGACUUGACUGUGUUUCCCUCCCUCCCUUCCUCCCUGUUCCUGACCAAAGCCCUCUCUCUCUUGGCAGGUAUAACACAGACCAGUUUUCUCCCUACGCCGUUCCAUCCCCGCAGGGCUCCUACCAGCCAAGUCCAAGCCCGCAGAGUUUCCAUCAAGUGGCACCUAGCCCAGUCGGCUACCAAAACACCCACUCUCCGGCCAGCUACCACCCAACACCAUCUCCCAUGGCUUACCAGGUACUGUUGAGAUUGGGUAGGGUUUGGGUCUCCUUAAUACACGCAACCAAAAGCAUGGCUUUGAGGCUGCUGCCCUGGAAAGCAGCUAAAGGCUUGCGGACUGAUUCUCCCUCUCCCACAAAGAACGUGUACGCUUGUAUCAUAGAAGAUUUGGGCCUGCAAACUUUUAAAUCAAUUGCAAAAAUGCAAAGAGCUUAAGAUCUUGCCAUGUGCACAGUUACAUGCACUAUAGCUCGUGCAACAUAUAAAUCAACCUGUGCCUCUGUGUCUAAACACAGAAGCAGACAGUCAGUAUUACUGUUUGUUACAUUUUACAUUUGUAUACCACCCUAUAUCACUUAGAGUAUGCAGGUCUUUUUAAAGUAGCCCUAAAGAAGGUGAGGGACACGGGUGGCACUGUGGGUUAAACCACAGAGUCUAGGACUUGCCGAUCAGAAGGUCAGCGGUUCGAAUCCCCGCGACGGGGUGAGCUCCCAUUGCUCGGACCCUGCUCCUGCCAACCUAGCAGUUCGAAAGCAUGUCAAAGUGCAAGUAGAUGAAUAGGUACCGCUCCGGCGGGAAGGUAAACGGCGUUUCUGUGCGCUGCUCUGGUUCACGAGAAGCGGCUUAGUCAUACUGGCCACACGACCCGGAAGCUGUCUGUGGACAAACGCCGGCUCCCUUGGCCUAUAGAGUAAGAUGAGCGCCGCAACCCCAGAGUCGUCAGCGACUGGACUUAAUGGUCAGGGGUACCCUUACCCUUUCUGCUAAUUAGACAUCUAUAGGAUUACGCUGCUGUAACAUGUUCCUUGGCUCCCAAUAAUAUAUGGGAAUUGGGGUAGUUGCAUCCCCUUCUUUAAGGUAAAGGUAAAGGGAUCCCUGACCAUUAGGUCCAGUUGUGACCGACUCUGGGGUUGCGGCGCUCAUCUCGCUUUACUGGCCGUGAAAGCCGGCUUUUGUCCACAGACAGUUUUUUCCGGGUCAUGUGGCCAGCAUGACUGAGCCGCUUCUGGUGAAACCAGAGAAGCGCAUGUAAACGCUGUUCAUCCUGCCAGGUUGGCAGGAGCAGGGACCGAGCAACGGGAGCUCACCCCGUCGCGGGGAUUCAAACCGCCAACCUUCUGAUCUGCAAGACCUAGGCUCUGUGGUUUAGACCACAGUGCCACCCGCGUCCCACAUAAUUAGCAGUGCAUUCUGUUAAAUCCACAGAGAUGCGUUUCGCUUUGACGUCAACCGAACCCUGAUAACUCGUUGACUUUCUGUCUGUCUCUCCAGGCUAGUCCCAGCCCUAGCCCAGUGGGCUACAGCCCUAUGACCCCAGGGGUUCCCUCUCCAGGAGCUUACAACCCCCACACACCAGGUUCCGGGAUCGAGCAGAGCUCCAGCGACUGGGUCACCACCGACAUCCAGGUCAAAGUACGUGACACCUACUUGGACAGCCAGGUCGUGGGGCAGACCGGAGUCAUCCGCAGCGUGACCGUAAGUGGAUGGAUGGAUAUAGCUGUUUGCAUGGGUUGGUCAGGAGACGGAGGGGAACAGGGGUGGGGGGGAGAUUAAAAGAGUUGGGCAGGGUUCAGUAGCAUAGCUUCCCAUUGGUCAAACCCAAUAGGAGCAGAGCAGGGCAUUUUUGUCCUGCAAAGUGUCUGGCUAAGGCCUGGACUCAAGAAAAAGGAGCCAUUCUGCCCUGGUCUGGACUUGUUCACCAGUGGCCCAUGUGUCUAAUGAAACGCCUUGACAGCUGUUUUGGGUGAGGCGUGAGAAACAGCCAGGGAUUUGUUUAGGUGCUCAUCAUACUCCAGAGGAAUCUCUGUGUAGUUCUCUCGCCCCUACUCCUUCCCCUGCCCCAGUUCUGAGCGCCCCUUACUCUCAAAUAAAGGGCAUUAUAAGGAAUGAAGGAUCCCACUGGAGCCCUACCCAUUAAAAACAAAAACCGUUAAUGUCUGCAGUCUUUGAGGCCAUUUAGGGUUUUAAAGGUCAGCACCAACACUUUGAAUUGUGCUCGGAAACGUACUGGGAGCCAAUGCAGAUCUUUCAGGAUCUUUCAGGACUCUCAGCGGCCGCUCCCAGUCACCAGUUUAGCUGCCGCAUUCUGGAUUAAUUACUUGCUUGCCUUGACAUCUGCAACCGGUCACCUUGAUUCCCUCCCCUCUUGUCUCUGUCCCUCCUUCCUCCUCUGCCCUGACAGGGUGGGAUGUGCUCAGUCUACCUUAAGGACAGCGAGAAGGUAGUCAGCAUUUCGAGCGAGCACCUGGAGCCUGUGAUACCAACCAAGAACAAUAAGGUACGUGUAAGAUGUUUCUCCUGUCUCAAGUCCUUCUGCUGUGAUGAUCUCUUUUUUUAAAAAAAAAAGUGCAAAAAUAUUGUAUGGCAGCCUUCCCCCAACCAAGAUGUUUUGGGGUACCACUCCCAUUAGAGUUUAUAGUCCGAAACAGUGGAGGGCAGGGGGAAGCAGGUUGCCACAUUGCACUAAGUUACUGUGCUCUCCUGUCCUGAAGAGGGUUGACACAGGAGCUCUCUUGCUCAACCCCAACUUUCAUUCUCGGUGGUGGUUGUGAUGGUCUCCCCUCCUGAUUGGCAGGGGUCGGUUCCAGAUCACAGAAGGAAAGUCAAUACUAGGAGAGGGUUAAGAAACUGGCAGCAGUGACGGUGGCCAGGGAAGCCCUUUUGUAUGAGGCUUUUGAACCCAAUUUGGUGGAGACCGUAAACAACUGCUGCUCAUUCCGUUUUAAUCACGGUGGUUUUCGGUUAAUAAUAAUACCUUUAUUGUCAGUGUACAACCUGUGUACCAUGAAAUUAACCGAGCCUCCCUCCCCACACACAAACACUCAAUCUCAUUGCACUCUGUGUGCUUGUCGCACAACACACCAACCCUGAAAGUCAGUUGCACUAUAUUCUGUUCAGCAGCCUAACAGCCCACGGAUAGAAACUGUUUUUUAGCCUGUUGGUACGGCUGAUUCUACUUCUAUAUCUCCUGCCCGAGGCUAGAAGAUUAAAUUGGUGCUGGCUGGGGUGUGAAUCGUCCCUGAGAAUUUUUCUCGCUCUCCUAAGGCAUCGAUCCCUUGCAAUGUCAUCUAAUGGGCUCAGAGGACAGCCCAUGAUAUCAUGUGCUCUGUUCAGCACCCUCUGUAAAGACUUUCUGUCCGUGGCUGUCAAGCCAACGUACCACACAGUUGUUGCAUCUGUUAAUUGUCCCUACUAUUGGUCCUAUCUGUGCACACUUGGGCCAGUGUGGGGGUUUUUUGGGGGGGUGAGGUGUGGGGUGGGGUUGCUCCUGCUUUUGGAUCAGUGACCCUGAGCUUCUCCCGAUCCUGCAGGUCAAGGUCAUCCUGGGAGAGGACCGAGAGGCCACCGGCGUCCUGUUGAGCAUUGACGGGGAGGAUGGCAUCGUCCGCAUGGACUUGGAAGAACAGCUCAAAAUCCUCAACCUGCGCUUCCUUGGCAAGCUGCUGGAGGCCUAGAGAGAGAGGGGAAGAACCAUUUUUGUGUGGGUGGCUGCUUUAUUUCGUUCUUUUUUUAAGCAUAUCACCUGAAGACUGGUACAGCAUGUCCUUGUACAGUUUUGCUCCAAAGAAAGUUUUAUUUUCCGUGUUUUGUUUUGUUUUCUGUUGCUGCUUCUUUCCCCAGCUCAGCAGGUGAUUUCCUUUUUUCUGGGGGGUUUGGGGGACAGUCUUGCAUAUAUGCAUAAAAUGACUUCAGCAGAAGCCUGUGGGUGGAGCACAGCCGUAUUCCCUUCUCUCUCUCUCUCUCUCUCUCGUAGCACCUUAGGCCCUCUGCUGCCAUCCAGUGUGUAGCUUGUUAUAAUAAAAUAGUCUCAUCCACCACGUA